This is a messenger RNA of Arabidopsis arenosa, 1477 nucleotides long. Lineage: Eukaryota; Viridiplantae; Streptophyta; Magnoliopsida; Brassicales; Brassicaceae. The record is from the annotation of a GenBank genome assembly.
GCAAGAUCCAUUGUCUUAGUCUCACUCUUAUUCAAGCUUUUCCUGUUUUUGAACGUCCAUGUUGGAGCUCAGAGAACAACAAGAGUUUACUUUCCGAGGUUUUCUUGGAAACCAAUCAAAGAUUCGGAUUGAAGGAGCCGCGAUGAUCAAACCCGACGGACUAUUGAGACUCACUGAUCGGAAGUCAAACGUAACCGGUACGGCUUUCUACCACAAACCGGUGAGAUUGCUGGAGACUAGUAGAAAUUCCACAAACGUCAGAGUUCGUUCCUUUAGCACUUCUUUCGUCUUUGUCAUAAUCCCUUCAAGCUCAAGCAAUAAAGGUUUUGGAUUCACAUUCACACUAUCUCCAACCCCUUAUCGUCUCAAUGCUGGAUCCGCACAGUACUUGGGCGUUUUCAACAAAGAGAACAAUGGGGAUCCUAGGAACCACGUUUUCGCAGUGGAAUUCGAUACGGUGCAAGGAUCCAGAGACGACAACACCGACAGAAUAGGAAACGACAUCGGUCUGAAUUACAACAGUCGUACUUCAGAUCUCCAAGAACCAGUCGUGUAUUACAACAAUGAUGAUCCUAACAAAAAAGAAGAUUUCCAGCUUGAGAGUGGCAAUCCGAUUCAAGCCCUUUUGGAGUAUGAUGGACCAACACAAAUGCUAAACGUCACCGUUUAUCCGGCGAGAUUGGGGUUUAAACCCACAAAGCCUUUGAUCUCUCAACAUGUUCCAAAACUGUUAGAGAUUGUUCAACAAGAAAUGUACGUCGGAUUCACCGCAUCGACGGGGAAAGGUCAGUCGAGUGCUCAUUACGUGAUGGGUUGGAGUUUCUCAAGCGGCGGAGAACGUCCAACUGCAGACGUCCUCGAUCUCUCGGAGCUUCCUCCUCCGCCGCCGAAUAAGGCGAAGAAAGAAGGUUUAAAUUCUCAAGUCAUUGUAAUGAUCGUGUCUUUAUCGGCAGUAAUGCUGGUCAUGCUCGUGUUGCUCUUCUUCUUCGUCAUGUACAAAAAGAGAUUGGGACAAGAAGAGACUCUUGAAGACUGGGAAAUCGAUCAUCCUCGCAGCUUCUUCUUAGUCGAUUGGGUCAUGGAGCUUCACGCGAACGGUGAGAUUCUCAGUGCGAUCGAUCCGAGACUUGGAUCUGGUUAUGACGGCGGAGAAGCAAGGCUUGCUCUCGCCGUGGGUUUGCUCUGUUGCCACCAAAAACCGACGUCCCGGCCGUCGAUGAAAAUGGUGCUCAGGUACCUGAACAGAGACGAGGAUGUUCCUGAGAUUGACGAUGAGUGGGGAUAUGCCAAGUCUUCAAGAAGCGAAUUCGGGUCCAAGCUUGUAGGAUAUGAUUCGUUGAGCUCAAUCGCUUCUUCGUUCGUCAACAGAGUUUCUUCGACUUCUCGUAUCAGUCAGUAGUGGAUGAUGCACAUUCACUUUCUUUUUUGUUAAUUAAUUUUCUUUUUCCAUUGUAAUCAAUAUAAUAUUCUGAUAAUC